AUGAUAUUACACAAACCCAACCGAGAAGAGGACUUUGAUAGGCCACACCCUACUGAGGCAACGCCACUGCUUCGAGAGACCGGCCACGCUGAUGAAAGUGGCCCCGUUAUAUCAUGGACAAAAGCUGCCCAGCUAAUGGUCAAGAAUGCUUCUCCACUGGUGCUGUCGGGCCUGUUACAGCACUCGAUUGGCCUGACCACCGUUUUUCAAGUUGGCCACCUUGGACAAACCGAACUGGGAGCUGUCUCCUUGUCCAUCAUGACGGCCAAUGUGACUGGAUACGCCGUGUAUCAAGGAAUGAGCACCGCUCUAGAAACCCUCUGCGCACAGGCUGUUGGCUCUAAGAACAAGCUCCACGUGGGACUCUAUUUCCAACAAAUGGUUCUCCUUCUGUGGCUGUUGACGAUACCUAUUGGCAUAUUGUGGUACAAUGCAGGCCAGAUCCUUGGAGCAUUAACACCCCACAAAGACACCGCGCAUCUUGCUGGUGUCUAUCUGAGAGUCUUGUUCUGGGGUUGCCCAGGCUAUGCCGCCUUUGAAGCAGGUAAGAAAUAUCUGCAGGCGCAAGGCAUCUUCCAUGCAGGAACGUACGUCCUUCUCUUCGUUGCCCCGUUGAACGUCCUGACGAGCUGGCUCUUUGUGUGGAAACUCCAAUUGGGAUUCAUCGGUGCACCCAUGUCAGCAGCACUUACCAACAAUUUGCUACCCUUCUUCCUUUUCCUAUACAUUGCGUUCGUUGACGGACGACAAUGUUGGAAUGGCUUGACGUCCAAGGCUUUCAUGAAUUGGGGCACCAUGAUUAAGCUCGCCUUUCCCGGUUUUGUCAUGCUCGAAGCAGAAUAUCUAGCAUUUGAAUUGCUUACGCUAGGAGCAUCACACUUGUCCGGCACACAACUAGCUGCACAGAGCGUCUUGAGUCCCCUUAUUGCCUUGACAUUCCAGGUACCCGUCUCUCUUGCGAUCGUGGCGUCCACCAUGAUCGCAACCGCCGUAGGCGCGGGUGCCGUUCCGCAAGCCCGUUGUUUUGCCAAGGUUGCCGCAUGGGGUGCUUUCCUCGUAGGCCUCCUCAAUUUCAUGUUCAUAGUAGUGGCAGGGGUCUCUGCGGCGCGAUUUCUCACCACCGAUCGCGAGGUCAUAAAACAAGUCACCAUGGUGCUUCCAAUCGUUGCGAUAUUUCAGCAUUUUGAUUCCCUAGCGACGACUUUCAACGGUUUUCUUCGUGGUCUUGGCAAACAAGAUGUCGGCAGCCUCAUCAGCAUCGGAUGCUAUUAUAUCGUGGCCCUUCCUAUCAGUUUUUGUACAGCAUUUUGGCUCAACUGGCAGCUCAUCGGCUUGUGGUCCGGCAUCGCGGUGGCUUUGGCACUGCACUCAUUGGUUGCUGGGAUCUACAUCUUUUCUUUUCCAUGGACCAAUGCCGUCGAGGCAGCAAAAGCUAGGCAGAUCGUGGCGGAUCUGUAG
This is a messenger RNA of Exophiala bonariae, 1458 nucleotides long. RefSeq lists its product as uncharacterized. Lineage: Eukaryota; Fungi; Ascomycota; Eurotiomycetes; Chaetothyriales; Herpotrichiellaceae. Gene Ontology annotation, cellular component: membrane. The transcript is spliced from 5 exons. The record is from RefSeq and is a predicted model, not a curated record. Gene Ontology annotation, molecular function: antiporter activity; xenobiotic transmembrane transporter activity. Bases 1 to 1458 code for a protein of 485 amino acids. Gene Ontology annotation, biological process: xenobiotic detoxification by transmembrane export across the plasma membrane.